This is a messenger RNA of Dioszegia hungarica, 1560 nucleotides long. Its product is annotated as MFS transporter. Gene Ontology annotation, biological process: transmembrane transport. Gene Ontology annotation, molecular function: transmembrane transporter activity. The coding region runs from base 1 to 1560 and encodes 519 amino acids. The transcript is spliced from 10 exons. The record is from RefSeq and is a predicted model, not a curated record. Gene Ontology annotation, cellular component: membrane. Lineage: Eukaryota; Fungi; Basidiomycota; Tremellomycetes; Tremellales; Bulleribasidiaceae.
AUGUCCGCGCAGGAGAAAGCUGAAUCACUACACAAAGCGGACGGCGGUCUUGAUGGCCACCCGGUGGCCGUCCCGCCUACAGAGUACGAGAUUGACGAGACGUCUGAUGUUGCUGGGAAGUUCUUGGCUAGGAUUGCACAGCGUGAAGAUGCGGCGGAACUUCUCGCGCCUCAUUCGGAACGAGAGGAGAAGGUGUUGCUCCGCAAGGUGGACUGGAUCAUGAUGACGCUGCUUCAGUUCGCUCUGAUGAUGGGAUCAGUGGACAAGGUGUCCAUCGGCUCGGCCGCCGUGCUUGGGCUUCGAACGGACCUCAACCUUCAGGGCCAGGAAUACUCUCUUACCAGUGCUGCCAUUUACUUUGGAGCGAUAUGCUCGAUCAUCCCGUCCCUGGCGUUGAUGCAGCGCGUCCCGGCCAACUUGUACAUAUCGACCAUGGUCAUGUGCUGGGGUAUCAUCACCUGCAUGAUGCCCUUAUGCACCAACUACAGCACCUUUUUCGGCGUCCGGUUCCUCCUCGGCAUAUUCGAAUCCGUCAUCUUUGCCGGCUUUGGCCUCAUUGUAUCGAUGUGGUGGACCCGUAAAGAACAGCCUUUCCGAACAGCCAUCAUUUUCUCCACCCUCUCUUCCGUAAUGAACGGUCUCCUCGCCACCGCCGCUCAGUCCUACAAAGGCACUGCCCUCAAGCAAUGGCAACUCCUCUUCAUGAUUGUCGGCCUCAUCACCUUCGUCUGGUCCAUCAUGCUCUUCUGCUUCCUCCCUGCCAGCCCUACUUCGGCAUGGUGGCUCACUCUCCGGCAGCGCGUCAUCGCCACCCGGAGACAGGCGGGCAAUCAUACCGGUAUGGAGAGCAAGCAGUGGAAAUGGGCGCAGUUUUUCGAGGCGCUGUAUGACCCCAAGACGUGGCUCAUCUUCUGCAUCAAUCUGGUACUCAACAUCCCUAACGGUGGAUUGGUCACCUUCAACUCCAUCAUCGUCGCCUCCCUCGGCUUCACUAUCCAGCAAACCACCCUGCUCGGUAUACCCACUGGCGUGAUCUCUUGGAUCUCGUCCCUCUUCUUUGGCUGGCUCGCAGUCAAGACGGGUCAGCGCUGCUAUGCCGCCAUGGCCGCCUGCGUCAUUCCAUUGGUCGGUACGAUCCUCCUCUACACUGUUCCGCGCUCCAAUAUCGGCGGAUCGCUCGUCUCCCUCUACCUUGUCUAUUUCUACUGGGGUCCAUACAUCGUCAUGAUGGGUUCCGUCUACGCCAACACCGGCGGAUAUACCAAGAAGAUGAUUGUCUACGCCUUGUCCUACAUCGGGUAUAGCGUCGGCAAUAUCGUCGGACCUCUUACAUUCACCACUGACCAAGCUCCAAAGUAUACCGGAGGCGUCAUCGCCAUGCUGGUCUGCUACUGCGCCGCGAUCUUCCUGAUUCUGGCAUAUCGCUUCCUCAUCCAGUACUCGAACCGGCAGCGAGAGCGCACACGCCAGGGGCUCGGGGAUCUCGAUUCCAACGAUCUUCUCGCGGAGUGGCAGGACCAGACGGACUUUAAGAAUCCGCGAUUCGUGUAUGAGCUAUAG